AUGGUCCGCAUCGCUGCCCCCGCCGUCUUCCUCCUCUCUGUCGUCUCGGCCACCUUCGCGAGCCCAUUGAAGCGCGCCGUCGCUGAUGUCCUUGAGGAUAUCGCCGACAUCUCCGCUCGCGUCACCAACCUCGACAACCUCAUCACCGCGUACCCCUUGACUGGCGGUACCCUCCUCGCUGCUCUUAAUAUCCACAACAGCGCCGUCGCUCUCAUCACUUCUCUCCAGAGCGCGACCGAGGAGCGCAUUGCUACCGGCCCCGUUGGCGUCGAAGACGGCACCACCAUUCUCAACGCCGUUGCCGCCACCGAGCCCACCAUCCAGCAUGCUUUGGUCGAGAUCGUCGUCAAGAGGCCCGCGUUCCAGGCUCUUCCCAUUGGUGGUCUCCCCGCUCUCAUCCUCCAGGACUUGAACAACCUCAAGACCAGCACCGCCGCCUUCUCCAACUCCCUCAUCGACAACGGCCCCGCUGAACUCGAAGCCGACGGUAUCGCCCUCCGUGACGGUAUCCUCGCCGGCUUCGACACCGCCAUCGCCGCCUACUCUUAA
Molecule: messenger RNA, 549 nt
Organism: Cyclocybe aegerita
Lineage: Eukaryota; Fungi; Basidiomycota; Agaricomycetes; Agaricales; Hemipholiotaceae
Source: the annotation of a GenBank genome assembly